GAAAACAUCAAUCCACGUAAGCUGUGCAUUGUGAAUCAUAGCCAUCCGGCCCUAAGCCUGUGCAAAACAUCAAUUGUUGGUCCGACGGUGCCCAAAAAUCAUCUGUGUUCGAUCGCAUUGUCAACGUUUAGUGUUGUGUGUUGUUUUUUUCGUUCUGCGGAAGGGUGUUUCCUUCUCUGGCAAGCAGCAUCGUCGUGACUGAAGGAAAAGUGAGUGGAUGAAUGCGGUCAGGAAAACAUAAAACAACGUCCGAAAAACGGGGUCACACGCCUCAAGCUUGGAAGCUGUGUAGCAGCGACGGUACACGGAAAAGUGGUCGGGAAAAUAGAACACAACAUAUAAAAAAAGGUGUAGUGCAGUGCGCUACUUCGAUCGGAAGCGAAAGAGAGCGUGUGUGAUGUAGGGCCACAACGGGUGGAAAGAGUGAGAAAGGUACCCCCCGACUGGUUGGAAAAUGCCCCACUGAGGGAAAGGUGUGUGAAAGGUAAAAGUAGCAUAAAUCAACGUAGCCCAUUGGGGCAGGUAAGCAAAGAAACAAACAAAGAAGCCACCUCCGUUCGGAAGCUGGAACGGGCGACGGCAGUUCGUCGCGUUCGGCAUACACAUUGCUCGGUAGGAUGUGUCGUUGGUGAGUGAGGAAACUAGCACCAAGUGGCCCCAGGAAGUGCUGUAUCGAAUGUGACGGAUCGCUGACUGGCGGCCCCAAGCUGCACACAGUCAGUGUGGGUAGUUUGCAUACUGCUGCAUGGAGAAAGUAGGCCUUACGUCCGCUGCCUCAACUGCCACCAGUGCACGAACCCGGGAAAGGAUGUCACGCCGAAAAAAUCUGGCCGGCCUGUGCGCGAUCGCCGCCGUGUGCAUUGUGGUGCUGUACGCAAGCCAGCGUUACACCUCCAACAACUACAGCACGGAGUACUUCCGGCCGCGGGAGCGUACGGCCAAUCAGCGGAUACUCAACUCACACAACAAGUACUACGGGUCUCGAUCCUACGGUGGCUCGUCUGGCACCUCGUACGACUCGUACCCGUCGGUGCACAACUCUUCCAUCAGCAUCGAGGACGUGCUGAACUACCAGCGUGUCCUGAUCGAGGCCAGCUUCGACGAGCGCUCCUUCGCCGGCGAAAAGUUGAAGGACCUCACACCGGAGACGGAUGGGCGGCCGAGACGCAGCAUCAUCAUAACGACGUGGCGCUCCGGGUCGACGUUCCUCGGCGACAUUCUGAACGCGCUGCCCGGCAACUACUACCACUACGAGCCCCUGCUCGACUUCGACAUCGUGCAGAUCCGCGGUCCACCGAACGAUAGUGUCGCGCUGCACAACCUGCGCCAUCUGCUGCGCUGCAACUACAACGAGAUGGAGAAUUACCUCGACUUCGGCCGGACGCACAACUAUCUGUUCAGCCACAACACGCGCCUCUGGCAGCAGUGUCUCCGCUUUCCACAGUUCUGCUACGAUCCCAAGUUCCUAGGGCCGUUCUGCCAGCUGUUCCCGCUGCAGAGCAUGAAGGUGGUGCGCCUCCGGGCGGCCCUCGUCGAACCGCUGCUCGAGGAUGAGAGCCUCAACGUGCGCGUGGUGCUUCUGAUACGGGACCCCCGGGGGUCGCUGCAAUCGCGAAGGCACCGCGUCUGGUGCCCGGACCAUCCCGAUUGCUACGACCCGGUCACCGUGUGCGACGACAUGCAGCGGGACUACGAAGCCGCCAUCCAUUUGAGCGAGCGCUUUCCGAAGCGGUUUCUAGUGAUACGAUAUGAAGAUCUAUCGUUGGAUACGUACGGCAAAACCAAAGAGAUUCUGGACUUUUACGGGCUUCCAUUCCAUCCGGAGGUAAAGGCGUUCCUGGACACGCACACCACGCAGGACAUUGGUGGCGUCAGCUCGACGUACCGCGACUCCAAAUCGGCCCCGUUCCACUGGACAAAGGAACUUACGUUCGACUACGUACAAAAAGUACAGGAAAGCUGCGUAUCGGCGAUGAGAAACUGGGGCUAUCGGAAUGCGACGAGUGAGCGCGAACUGUACGACGAUUUUAACCCACUGCUAAAGUACCGAUUCUCGUGAGACACCCUCCGUCCAGCCGGGUCGAUGCGAUGGGAAGUUAAUG
Molecule: messenger RNA, 2102 nt
Organism: Anopheles coustani
Lineage: Eukaryota; Metazoa; Arthropoda; Insecta; Diptera; Culicidae
Product: carbohydrate sulfotransferase 5-like
Exons: 5
Coding region: 746-2059 (437 amino acids)
Biological process (GO): sulfur compound metabolic process; N-acetylglucosamine metabolic process
Molecular function (GO): N-acetylglucosamine 6-O-sulfotransferase activity
Source: RefSeq, a predicted model, not a curated record